AUGUUGACCACUUUUCGCUCCGUGGUUUUAUCCGUUCACAGCUUUGGCCGCAUUUUGGAACUAACAGUUCCCACUUAUCCGGUCAGUCAGACCAACUCGCGAUUCCGCGGUCCAGUUUAUUGGUGUCUUUCUUCAUCUCUGCUGACCACAGAUGUUUUACAUGCCGGCGCACAUGUGGUUUUGCACAAUAUUUGGUAUCUGCCAAUUCCAACCUGGGCCGAGAUUUCCGUGGGAUACGAAGCGUUGCUGGUCCUGGGUGUUUACUCCACUUGUCAACUAAUAAAAUCAGAUUCAUCAGUUGACCAGAUCGCAUCUUGUGGAUCGCGGUGUUGUGCCGAUCCCCGUCUGAUCCAACCGGAAUCCCUCUAUCCAAUCAAUGUGCGAUCCAUUUUAUCAUCCUGUUUAAACAUGCGGUCAUUGGUUCUUCCCGCGGUUGAAGUGAGUUUUUGCUCCAGUUGGGUCUAA
Echinostoma caproni is the source of this 465-nucleotide messenger RNA. The record is from the annotation of a GenBank genome assembly. NCBI's taxonomy places the organism in Eukaryota, Metazoa, Platyhelminthes, Trematoda, Plagiorchiida, Echinostomatidae.